AUGGCAGCUUCACCACAAAUCGCAGUGGAUCCGGAUGUCUAUGUGGCCGAAUAUGGCGAUGAUUGGCAGUCGGAGACGACGUCUAUCGGAUCCUCAAUCUAUCAAGGCAUGAUGGAGAAUGGCAGACGGUAUCAAACGUUGAGUAGCAAAGAAUAUUUGAUUCCGUCCGAUGAGCAAGCGUUCGAGUCCUAUGAAGCUGGCCAUUUGGUUGCUCUCGUUCUAGACUCUGCCAGAGAAAAUCCGCUCUUCAGAGCGCCAAUCGGACAGGAUCCCAAACAUAUUCUUGAUCUCGGAACAGGGAAGGGUGACUGGGCCAUUGAUGUCGCCGAUAUGUUUCCAUCCGCCAAUAUCCGAGGAGUCGAUCUCUUCCCACCCCCAGUAACAUGGAUGCCCCCAAACUGCAUCCUCGAAGUCGACAACGUCCUCGAAGAAUGGACCUGGAGAGACCCCCUCGACCUAAUCCACAUGCGCUCUAUGAUCGGCUCAUUCGACACAGCGGGAUGGGAUCACGUGUAUGAAAGCUCGUACAAAGCACUACGCCCAGGAGGCUGGAUCGAACAACUCGAAGCAGAUCCCACGAUCGAAUGCAGCGAUGACAGUCUCCCAGCAGACAGCGUCCUGCGAACCUGGGGUCCGAUCACGCACGCGUGCGGCGCACGAGCCGGUCGUUCCCUAAGGACACUCGAUACGAUGAAGGCGGCGAUUGAGAAAGCCGGGUUCGUCGAUGUCCACGAGAAGACAUAUCAGUGGCUUAUUGGGCCGUGGGCUCGGGACCAGCAAUUUAAAGAGGCAGGUGUGGUCAAUUUCCAGCAUUGGAUGAGUGGUAUGGAGGGCUGGUGUAUGUGGCUGCUUACACAUUUUGGGGCGCCGCAUCCUUGGUCGAAGGAGGAGGUGACUGUCUAUUUGGCUAGGAUGCGGAAGGAUAUUAAGAAUCCUCGGUAUCAUAUUUUCCAAAGAGCACGUCGUGUGUGGGCUCGCAAGCCUUUCCCUGAAGAAUUGGAAUCUAAGGGAGUCCCGAUCAAAGAGGAAGUGUGA
Messenger RNA from Penicillium paradoxum, 1035 nucleotides. RefSeq names its product class I SAM-dependent methyltransferase. Lineage: Eukaryota; Fungi; Ascomycota; Eurotiomycetes; Eurotiales; Aspergillaceae. Bases 1 to 1035 code for a protein of 344 amino acids. The transcript has 10 exons. The record is from RefSeq and is a predicted model, not a curated record.